AUGGUCCUCCUCCAUCUUCGUGUAGCAGCAGCAGCAGCAGUAGCCUACCCACUUUUACGGCAUGGCAGUCGAUGCAUGAGUACCACCACUACGGCUGCUGUCAAGGAAAUGACACCCACUGAAUUAUCAAAGUUGCUGGAUCAACAACUCAAGACGGAUCCUUUUCAAAAACAAAUCAAGUUGAUUGAUGCACGUGAACGUCACGAAAUCGAAGAACAUGGUCGUAUUCAUGGCGCACUCAAUAUCCCAUUCAGCGUUUUCAAAAGUGACAAGGAUACAUAUGCUGCGGCACUUGAGGAUGUCUUUAAUGGCAUCAAGCAUGAUGACACCACGCUUGUGGUCCAUUGUAUGUCAGGCCGACGUAGCCACGAAGUGACACAACUUGCUAUGGACGUGGGAAUCAAAAACAGCUACAACAUGGUGGGUGGAUUCAAGCGAUGGCUCGCUGAUGAACUUGCCUAUGAGCCUUACAAGAACAAUCAUUCGCCAUGGGUGCAUACCAUUUUUGAGCCUGAGACGGAAACAGCCCAAUACGUCGUUGCUGAUAUUGAAACAAAGGAAGCUUAUGUGAUUGACCCUGUAUUGGAUUAUGACGCUUUUGCUGGUACAGUGCGACCCAAUACCGCAAAAGCCGUGUUGGAUUAUAUUCAAAGACGCCGUCUCCAUGUCACCAAGAUCAUUGAUACGCAUGUGCACGCUGAUCAUCUUUCAGCUGCCAUCUUUUUGAAAAAUGCUUUGCCUACAAAGCCUGAUUUUUGGAUUGGCAACAAGGUGACCGAUGUUCAAAAGGUGUUCCGUGAACGCUAUAACCUAUCCAAUGGUGAACUCAAGGUCACUGGUGAACAAUUUGACCAUCUUGUGAGCGAAGGAGAGUCAUGGGUGUUGGGUAAGAAUAUCCAAUGCUCUGCCAUCCAUACCCCUGGGCACACACCAGCGUGCAUGUCACACCGGAUUGGCGAUGCAGCAUUCGUGGGAGACACGCUGUUUAUGCCUGACAUUGGCACGGCUCGAUGUGAUUUCCCUGGUGGCAGUGCCGAGCAAAUGUAUCAAAGCGUACAUAAAAUGUACAAUGCAUGGCCCAAUGAUACACGUAUCUUUGUUGGUCAUGAUUAUCCACCUGCUAAUAGCCAUCGAUCCUAUGAGGUGAUGACUACAUUAGAGGCUCACAAGCGAUUCAAUGUGAUGGUGAAUGAGAACAUAUCGGUCAACGAAUACAUCCAAAAAAGAUCAGCACGCGAUAAACAGCUUAGAGCUCCACGUUAUAUCCACCCAUCUUUGCAGACAAACCUGCGGGGUGGUAAUCUCCCCGACAACGAAAAGACACCCAAUGGCGAGCAAGCUGGCAAGUUUUUCAAGAUACCUGUUCGUUGGGCAGAAUAA
Messenger RNA from Lichtheimia ornata, 1380 nucleotides. RefSeq lists its product as uncharacterized. Gene Ontology annotation, molecular function: sulfur dioxygenase activity. The transcript is spliced from 8 exons. Lineage: Eukaryota; Fungi; Mucoromycota; Mucoromycetes; Mucorales; Lichtheimiaceae. Gene Ontology annotation, biological process: glutathione metabolic process; hydrogen sulfide metabolic process. The record is from RefSeq and is a predicted model, not a curated record. Bases 1 to 1380 code for a protein of 459 amino acids.